AGUUAAUUGCGGUUAUGAGUGUAGCUAGCUAGCUGGCAGGUGUGGAGCUAAAUUAAAGAUGUCUGACUGGGAAGAGUACAACGAGGGCUGCGUUGCUAUCCAGAAGCCUGCUACGAAAUCACCUCCGACUGAAUGGAAAUUGCCAUGUAAUGACCGUCAAAGGGAAAAUGUAUUUUUCGGUGUAAGAAAUGGAGCCAGGUUUGGAGGCUCAAGAGAGUGGAGAGCUGAUCGUAGCGGCGAGAGAUCCGAGUACAAAAGUCGCAGAGGCGAAGGCCGUCCGCUUCCCCGGAGCACUAGACAGCGAAGCUUUGGCGAUGAAAAGUCGGACUCUUCCCCGCCUGUAAUUGUCACCGUGGAAAAUGCUUCAGUGGGGAGGGUAAUAGGUCGCGGGGGAGCCAAAAUCCGUGAACUUGAAGAAAGCACCGGUGCCAGAAUCAAGAUAAACAAGGGAGACUAUGAAGGUGAGGUGGUUAUCUUUGGUUCCUCUGCUGCCCAGCAGAAGGCCAAGAAGAUGAUUGAAGACCUGGUGGCAGAUGGCAGCUCUCGAUUUCGCAAUGGUCUUGGUAGGUGGAGCAGCUAUGGAGGAGGCUACAGAGGGGGAGUUGAUGGAGAAGUAAGGAAUGAUUCUGCCUGGUCUGCUGCAGAAUUAGAGGCUGCAAAAGCCGCCCCGGCCCGUGUAUCUAUAGACUGGAACACCAUCCGGGAGAACAAGGAUAAGUACGAGGCGCUCAAGUGGAAGGACCUCCCACCCAUGAAGAAGAAGUUUUAUACUGAGGCAGAGUGUGUAUCCAUGCUCACAGUAGAAGAAGUCAGUGAAUGGAGGAAGGAGAAUAACAAUAUCUUUGUGGACGACCUGAAGGAGGAGGGGGAGAAGCGGCCAAUUCCCAAUCCCUGUCGCACCUUUCUGGAGGCCUUUGAGCUUUAUCCAGAGAUCAUGGAAAAUAUUGAGCAAGUUGGUUUUGUCACACCAACCCCCAUCCAGUCUCAGGCGUGGCCAGUGUUGCUGAGCGGGGAGGACCUGAUUGCCAUCGCUCAGACAGGAACAGGGAAAACCCUGGCCUACCUGCUGCCGGGGUUCAUCCACAUGGACGGACAGCCUGUACCUAGAGAUGAACGGGGUGGUCCAGGCAUGUUGGUGCUGACUCCCACCAGAGAGCUGGCCCUGCAGAUUGAAACUGAGUGCAAAAAGUACAGCUAUAAGAGCUACAAAAGUCUCUGUAUCUAUGGUGGAGGUGAUAGGAGAGGCCAGAUCAACCUGGUGAAGGGCGGAGUGGACAUAGUGAUCGCUACACCAGGCCGGUUAAAUGAUCUGCAGAUGAAUGAGCUCAUCAAUCUACGUUCCAUCACGUACUUGGUGCUGGAUGAGGCUGACCGUAUGCUAGAUAUGGGCUUUGAACCCCAGAUUAUGAAGAUUCUCCUGGACAUCCGCCCAGACCGACAGACUGUCAUGACCAGUGCCACCUGGCCCACCGGUGUGAGACGAUUGUCCAAAUCCUACCUAAAGAAUCCCAUGAUGGUUUAUGUGGGCACCCUGGACUUGGCGGCAGUUAACACAGUGCAGCAAACAGUGCUGAUCGUCCAUGAAGAGGAGAAAAAGUCAUAUGUGUUUGACUUCAUCAGAGACAUGCUCCCCCAGGAUAAAGUCCUAAUCUUUGUUGGCAAGAAGCUUCUGGCUGAUGACCUGUCUAGUGACCUGUGUCUGCAGGGUCUGGCUGUGCAAAGUCUCCAUGGUGACCGUGAGCAGUGUGACCGUGAAGAAGCCCUCAAGGACUUUAAAGAGAGUAGAGUUCGUAUCCUGGUUGCCACAGACUUGGCAUCUCGAGGGUUGGAUGUCCAUGACAUAACGCAUGUCUUUAACUAUGACUUCCCACGUAAUAUAGAAGAGUAUGUCCAUCGUGUGGGCCGUACUGGCCGAGCAGGGCGUUCAGGUGCUGCUGUUACCCUGGUAACAAGAGAGAACUGGAGGAUGGCCGCUGAGCUGAUUCCCAUCCUGGAGCGAGCAGGACAGGAGGUCCCUGAGGAGCUGGUGCUUAUGGCAGACAGAUACGAGAAGCACAAGAGGGAGAAGGAGAUGUGCCAUCCAGGGGGAACACGAGGAGGAGGAGGAUGGGGGAGGAGAGAUGGGGGAGGGAAAGGAGGCAGGGAUCGAAGCCAAAACUGGGGAUUCUAAUGCAUGAUUGUCCAUGGUGGGGCAGGAUCUGAAACCACCUGUGUUGUAAUUUCUUUUGAAUGUAUUUAAUUAUUUUGAUUUAAUUAUUUUCUUUUUACUGGAUUAUCAUCCAUUGUCAUUUAGAGGCAGUUACACCUCCAUUAUGUUGUCCUCCUGUUUUGAAAAUGUUUAAAAUAAGCAAUUUUGACAGUUUUCUUCUGUCUGUAACUCACCAACCACAGCAGUGUUGAAUGUUUUGUUAUGUAAUUUCUUGAUUUUGGCAGAAAGAAAUCUGUAUAAUAAAUUCACCUUUUUAAAGAGCCUUGA
Molecule: messenger RNA, 2476 nt
Organism: Siniperca chuatsi (mandarin fish)
Lineage: Eukaryota; Metazoa; Chordata; Actinopteri; Centrarchiformes; Sinipercidae
Gene: ddx43
Product: DEAD (Asp-Glu-Ala-Asp) box polypeptide 43
Exons: 17
Coding region: 59-2170 (703 amino acids)
Molecular function (GO): ATP binding; RNA helicase activity; RNA binding
Source: RefSeq, a predicted model, not a curated record